AUGCCACCACCACCACCACCACCGUCUGAUCCACAGACUGAUUUUCCACAACUUUUGAAAGGCGGCACAAAGCACCAAAAGGCACUUAGCAGUGUGGGAAGCCUAGCAAACUUGUUACCUACAGGCACUGUUCUUGCAUUCCAAGCCAUCACGCCUUCCCUUUCCUACAACGGUAGAUGCCAGACCUUCAACAAGUGCCUUGUUGCACUCGUCAUGCUAGCUUGUUCUCUCGUCUGCUUCCUCUCUUCCUUCACCGACAGUCUGCAAAACGGGAAGAAUUCGAAAGUGUACUAUGGCAUCGCAACAUGCAACGGGCUUCACGUUUUCAACUAUGAAGACCCUGAGAAUGAAAAGAAAGCUCUUGGUGAUAAACUGAAGGAUAUGAGGAUUACAUCCGCGGAUUAUCUUCAUGCGUUUGUCUCGGUGUUUGUGUUUCUGAUAUUUGCUUGUAGCAGCUUAGAGGUGCAGACCUGCUACUUUCCGGCUGAGAUAAAAGAUCAAAUGGAGUAUUCGAUGGUGAUAUAUUUGCCUUUGGUCGUUGGACUUCUGUCAAGCUUCUUGUUCGCCUAUUUCCCUACUAAUCGUAGAGGGAUUGGCUACACAUGCAGAACAUGA
Messenger RNA from Fragaria vesca subsp. vesca, 615 nucleotides. RefSeq lists its product as uncharacterized. NCBI's taxonomy places the organism in Eukaryota, Viridiplantae, Streptophyta, Magnoliopsida, Rosales, Rosaceae. The coding region runs from base 1 to 615 and encodes 204 amino acids. Gene Ontology annotation, biological process: endomembrane system organization. The transcript has a single exon. The record is from RefSeq and is a predicted model, not a curated record.